CCUCCCCCGCCAAGCUCUGCGGGGUGGGGCGUGAGAAGCAGGGCAGCUAGCAGGCGCCGCACACACCGGCGCUCAGAACUGAGCGCAUCGGGGAGCGCGCCCGUCCGGCAGCCCCCAAAAACGGAAGUGGAUGCAAGACAUCGCGGUGAUUGGCCAAGCCCACACGUCCCUCAAGGGGCUGGCGCGAACGCCACUGCGGAGUUAGGCCAGGGAUAAGAACUAGGGAGGGGGAGUAUCACUGGGAACAGCCGCUGGAAGGAAAUAAAUGGCGGAGGUGCGCAGAGGGUCAGGAAGGUUCCUUGUCAAGUGACACUGAGGCUCUCGGGAGCAAAAGCAGGGCAGCAGAACAGGCGGCGGGGGUUGAGCAGGUCGAGGGCUUGAAUAGACCGCGGAGGGCGGGGAGUCCGUGGCCGAGAGCGGCGCUGCAGCGCGGUAGGCGGGACUAACGGGAGCGAGGCGGGGAUUGGCGGGCAGCCCUCAGCUGCCGUACGUCGCUGGUGACGCACGCCUCGGGGAGGGUGCGCGCGCGUUCAGCGGCCUCUUUGUGUGGUGCCCAGAUUGGGGAGCGGAGGUGGCGGGAGCGGCGGCGCUGGUUGUCUCCCGUUCUCCUCGGUUCGCCCUCUAGCCGGCGCCUCUCCCCUCCCUCCCCCUUCCUCUUCUCCUUCCUUCCCUCCCCUUCCCUCUUUCCCUUCCCCGCCGGUGGCCGGCGGUGGCGGCUCCAGCAGCGGCUGGGCCCAAGCUGUGUAAGAGGCCUCGGCGAAAGGUAGCGGCGACGGCGAAGCCUCGGAGCUCGCAGGGCGGGGGCAAGGCCCGGGCCGUGGAGAUGGAGAAUUCGCAGCUUUGUAAGCUGUUCAUCGGCGGGCUCAACGUGCAGACGAGUGAGUCGGGCCUGCGCGGCCACUUCGAGGCCUUCGGGACUCUGACGGACUGCGUGGUGGUGGUGAACCCCCAGACCAAGCGCUCGCGCUGCUUCGGCUUCGUGACCUACUCCAAUGUGGAGGAGGCCGACGCCGCCAUGGCCGCCUCGCCCCACGCCGUGGACGGUAACACCGUGGAGCUGAAGCGGGCGGUGUCCCGGGAGGAUUCGGCGCGGCCCGGGGCCCACGCCAAGGUGAAGAAGCUCUUUGUCGGGGGCCUGAAGGGAGACGUGGCCGAGGGCGACCUGAUCGAGCACUUCUCGCAGUUCGGCACCGUGGAGAAGGCCGAGAUAAUCGCCGACAAGCAGUCCGGCAAGAAGCGCGGCUUCGGCUUCGUGUAUUUCCAGAAUCACGACGCGGCAGACAAGGCCGCGGUGGUCAAGUUCCACCCGAUCCAGGGCCAUCGCGUGGAGGUGAAGAAGGCGGUCCCCAAGGAGGACAUCCACGCCGGCGGGGGCGGCGGCGGCUCCCGGUCCUCCCGGGGCGGCCGCGGCGGCCGGGGUCGCGGCGGUGGUCGAGACCAGAACGGCCUGUCCAAGGGCGGAGGCGGCGGUUACAACAGUUACGGCGGCUACGGCGGCGGCGGCGGCGGCGGCGGUGGCUACAAUGCCUACGGAGGCGGCGGCGGCGGCGGCUCGUCGUACGGUGGCAGCGACUACGGUAACGGCUUCGGCGGCUUCGGCAGCUACAGCCAGCAUCAGUCCUCGUACGGGCCAAUGAAGAGCGGCGGCGGCGGCGGAGGCAGCAGCUGGGGCGGUCGCAGUAACAGUGGACCUUACAGAGGCGGUUAUGGCGGUGGGGGUGGCUACGGAGGCAGCUCCUUCUAAAAAGAUAGGAAAAUGCCUGGGAGUGGCUAUUAGAGGUUAGCUGUUUGCAACAACCCAAGUGGGGUCAACUCCAAAAUCCUUCCCCCCUCCCACCGCCGUUCCUGUUUUGCUCUUGGGGGAGCCGCUGGUAAGGCUGCUUACCCUGGGGGUGUCCCCCUCUUUGCCUGCCACCUUUCUUCUCCCCUAAGAAGAUGGACUGGGCCCCACACACAUUUUUGUGUUACAGUCAUUGAUGGACUCUAUUUUUUUAUUAUUACUUGGACCUUGGUCGUUUUUAUACUAGCAAAAUGUCUUGUUUUAAUUUGUGUUGGCGGGGGGAGGGAGUGAACUUGCUGAUUGUAGCAAAACCUGGGCGGGGGUGGGGGGGUAGUUUACUUUGUUGUAAGGACUUGAUACCUGGCUACAGCGUUUUCUACGAAACCUACUUGGAUUCCAUGCCUGAAAUUUGGAAGCAUAUGUACAAAAAUCAUUUUUACGUUUUAUUUUUAAUAAAUCAUUGUGUUUGACCGUACAUGUCUAACAUUUUUUUUCCUAGGAUCCAUUCCAUACCGUUUUAAAGGGAUAUUAGUUGAAGAUAUUUCGUGUUAAAUCUUAAUGUGUACUUUGAGAAACUUAAGAGGUCCUGUGGGGUUUUUUUUCUUGUUGACCUAGUAGUGAUGUGUUAAAUUUUAACCAUUACAGGCAAAACUUUGGAAGUGGUGGAUGUGGCUUUAAAAAAAUCUUAAGUUUCUGUGCAUCCAUCUCGUAUUAGGCAAUUUGUUUAUCAUCUUGAUAUGGUCAUUUCUUUCUAUGAGAAUUUACUUCAAAGUAUGUACUGUGUAGUUUUAAAAGAAAUAGUUUGUGUUAAGCAUGUGUUUUCAUUCUUAUAAACUGUUUAAAAAUUCUCAGAUGGCCUAGUUCAUCCCUUAUUGGUUUGUCUGUACUGAUUACAAAUAAGGGUUACAUUUUGCCCUAACACUAAAUACAUUUUUGUACUUUCAGGGCAGGUUUAAAACACGUUUUUUUCCUAUAUCUGAACUGUUAAUCUUCAUGAAAAUCCUUCUCCCAACCUUUGUAGCACCGUCUACUGGCGGAAGGGCAGUAUAGCUGAAGACAGUUGGUUUAAAAUUGUUUAGGACAAUUGCAUCAGAUUUAGAAGUUUGCUAUCAAAGAUCUGUGAAAACUUGGAAGUUGCAGAUUUAAUUGUAACUGAAGUGGGCCUCACAGGUAUAUAGCUAUCACAUUUGCCCUUUCUACAUGAGAUUUUAAAAUGUAAACUGCAGUGACCCCAAAUUGCUAUGACAACUAAUGAACCAGCUAUGUGUACUGGUAUCUUAGGUGCAAGUUGUAAAGCAAAAUACCUGUAUUCUGCUUGGUUAAACAUGUAUAUUUGUAGCCCUUUCAUGCAAUAGAAUUUAAGUUGUUUAUAAAAACAAAACAUAAUAGGAGAAAAUUUCCUUUUUGGAUAGAAAUAUUAGAAUAGCAACGUUUAUGGAUAUUACAAAUAAAGAAUUCAAUUCUUUACAUGAUUGAGUGAGAGUAUGUAUAACCUGGUGGGUGGAUUCAGAGUACCUAUUUUAAAGUUGGUUUCAUGCUAUGAUAAAACGUUUGACUUGAAGGCCUAAAUGCAGUACUUAAAAGAUCCCUAAAAAGAUUGAGUUUUAAAGUAAAAGAAUAUUGAUGUUGACUUGUUUUUUAGUUCUUGUUACUGUAUGAUUUUUGCCAUAAUAUUUUAAUUGCCAGGCCUUUAAAGGGAGAGCUCAAGGUUGUUAGGCUAGGUUCUGGGUUCUCAGUGGUACUUUUGACAAAGGAUAGCUAAUGCUUUGUACAGAUAUUUAAGUAGACUUCUGGCAAAUGAGGUGGAGGUUUUUGCACAUUUGAAUAAAGUAAUAUUAAGUGCAUCGUUAAUGCUGUUUCCUUAAGUUUCUGUUUUUGGUUUUUUACUUUUAGUGUACUACACAACCAACCAAUGGGCUGCUUCACUUGGUAAUCAUUUGGCCUGAAUUUUGGGGUGGACCCUAGGAUACAAAAAAUGAUUUGCUUUAAUCUUUUAUUAAGUAUUAUUAUUCUUGAAUUUAAUUUAGUUUUGUAGAAAUAAAUAACUUCUGUGGAUCAGUUGGAAUUAGUUUAUCUUUCAAAAGAGUUGUAGUCAUUUUGUACUUCUAACCUAGUGGCUUUUACAGUGUUGGAAAAUGAAUUUAUGUAAAAGGAUUUGUUAAUUAGAAAAGCAACCUACUUUGCUCAUAGUAUAUUCACACUUUAAUGACUGUAGCCAAAACAAAUUUCUAUAUUCUAGGCUGGUAUAUAGUGAAAGAAAAAGCAUAGUGAUAUUUAAUUUUUCCUGGGUUCCUCUUAUCAGUUUUUAUGUGAACAUUUUUAGCAUAUGUGGCUUUUUGGGUAGAGGCACACCUGGUUUUGUUUCGAUCCUUUUACUGUGAGAAUGAACAUGAAUUUUAUUAUUUCAAACUUAACAAUUUAUGGGAGGAGGUAAUGCAGAAUCUAGUCAGCAUUGUAAUUGAAUCUAAUUUGAAAGAUUAACAAAAUAAAAACUUUGUCUCUAAUGUAGAGGAUCUUUUGUAUUUACAAUACUUUUUAAAGAGUAAAUUCUGGAAUUAUUGAAAGUAGUUUGAAAGGGCUUAAAAGGUGAUAAUUUCAGUUAUCUUAAAAACCUUGCAGGUAGUUGGAGUUUGUAAUGCUGUGAAGUCUUAAUGAUAUACUGAGUAUUUCUUCCAGUAAGUUGAUGAUUUGGAUUAUAAAUUCAGAUUUUUUAAAAGCAAGAUUAAAGAAUUGAGGGUGUUUGAGAUUUUGGCAUUUAUGAUUCUUUCCCUUAAGAGCAGGUGUGACUGUUUGAUUUGUAGUCUUAUUUUCCUUUUACGUGUGCUUACGUUUUUCAAGUUUGAGAAUUUGAAUUUUAGAUUAGAUUUUGUAAUUCUGUGACUGCUAACUUAAAAGUAGACAGUAGGGUAUUGGAUUGGCUUGAGUAUAGCCACAUCUCGGCAGUCUAUAGAACUUUUUGCAAUUAGGGAAAGUCUCUUCCAUUAUACAUUUUAUCAAUGUAAUGGUAUGGUGAUUGGGAAAGUUUUCCUUUCAGCCCUAUUUUGGCCUUAUGAAACAGCAACAGUGUCUAAACCAACCCAAUGCAAUGCCUUUUCCUUAGUGUCAUUGCAGGUUACUCAAAUGUACCCUUGUCUCAUGCUUUCUCAGUAAAAGUGGAAAUGUGAUGAUUUUUCAGUUAAAAAAGUACUUUGAAAGAGUAGAUAACCAGCCCCCUCCAAUUCUACUUUAAACAUCUUGCAUAACAUUUGGAUUGCACUAAAAGUUACAGAAAAUACUUGUACUACUAGGAAGUAUAAAAUAGAAAUCUUACUGCUUCUUAAAAGUGAUGUUUUAAAAAUAAUUAGAAUUAAUAAGUUUGUAAAGCAGACUACACAAAAAGUAAAAAUCCUACCAAUAAGGGCAAAUGCUCUUUUGUAACCACUAUUAAGGGGUAUAUAUCCAGAUCUUUUUUAUAAUUACAUUAAUUUUUAAAAAUACAAAAUACUUUUUUUUUUUGCCAUAUUAUUGUAAUCAUUCUUGUGUAUCAGGAUAAGUGGACUGAUCUAAUUCUUAAUACCUGUAUAGUAUUCCAUAGUAUAAUUGUACUGUAUCUUAAAGUAGUUCUCUUAAUGGAAGCGAGGUUUCAGUUUCUUGCUUUUAUAAAUAGUGAAGUGAUGAUUGGUAUUGUAAAUGUUUCUCACCAACUGUGCUUAAUUGAUGAGUAGGCUACAUAAGUUGAAUGUGCUAGAAAGCAGAAUGAAGCAAUUCUCUGGUAUAUUUCUUCUAGUAGUAUACUCAGAAAUGUAUGUAGUCGUUUGUAUCUUAAAGUCUUAGGGUAAACUAAAUUUUCAAAGCUAGGUAAUGUACAAUAGUAUUAAUGGUCUGUGAAGACCAUUAUAUUGCUGGCCUUACCUUUUGUUUUCUCCAGUACUGUAAGAGUAUUUGCCAAAUUUUUCAUAUUAUGUCUACAUUUGUCACUUAAUUACCUGAAGAAAUACAAAACCUGUUUAUUGUGUA
Molecule: messenger RNA, 5776 nt
Organism: Heterocephalus glaber (naked mole-rat)
Lineage: Eukaryota; Metazoa; Chordata; Mammalia; Rodentia; Bathyergidae
Gene: Hnrnpa0
Product: heterogeneous nuclear ribonucleoprotein A0
Biological process (GO): mRNA splicing, via spliceosome
Cellular component (GO): catalytic step 2 spliceosome
Molecular function (GO): mRNA 3'-UTR binding
Source: RefSeq, a predicted model, not a curated record